Molecule: messenger RNA, 1300 nt
Organism: Mercenaria mercenaria
Lineage: Eukaryota; Metazoa; Mollusca; Bivalvia; Venerida; Veneridae
Product: lysyl oxidase homolog 4-like
Exons: 6
Coding region: 422-949 (175 amino acids)
Cellular component (GO): membrane
Source: RefSeq, a predicted model, not a curated record
ACUUUACGGACAACGUAUGUUUUAAGAUUCACGAAUUAACGACAUAAGACUGGAAGGAGGUCUUGUGCCGCAUGAAGGUAGACUAGAAGUCAGAAUCGGAGAAAAAUGGGGAACCGUGUGUUAUGCUCGAUUUGGUCUCGGCUUUACAAGUGAAGAUAAAGUCUGUGACUUACUUGGAUACACCGAACGGGGAACUCUUCAUACUACAUGGAAUUCAAACGAGAACGUGGAAGUAUGGCUGACUGAACUGUAUUGUGAAACCAAUGUCACUGAUAUAAACAAUUGCUCUUAUGAUCUGAGCGAUGCACUUGGAGGGUGCGUUUACCAAUAUGGAGAGCUGGGUUUGUCCUGUUCACCACUACGACUUGUUGAUGGACCAAGUGAAAAUUCAGGGCGAAUAGAAGCUGGGUUUCACGGGAAAAUGUAUACAAUAUGUGCAGACGAUUUCACUUUAGCUGCUGCUAAUGUCUCCUGUAGACUGUUAGGGUAUAGUGAUGUGGUAGACGUAAGUGCUAUACCAGAAUCCUUUGAUGGCAAUAUUCCAAUGUUAAACUCGUCAGUUGAAUGCAGUGGCACUGAAAGUUCACUAGAAUACUGUAAUAUAAGUAUCAGCACGGACUUCACGUGUCACAGCGGAAGCGUAACCAGAGUUACGUGUUUGUCACCUCUUGGCUCACCUUGCCAACUUGACGAAACCUGUGCAGGCGUUAUGCAUUCUACUUGUGAAAAUUUCAGAUGCACGUGUAAACGUGGUUAUAUGUCUAGUGGUGACAGGAACUGUACCGCAAAGUACAAAUUUCGCUUUACGCAAGAAACUUCAAAUGAAGGUUUGAUAGAAGUCAAUAUCAACAACACAUGGGCUUUGGUGACCGGCUCUUUUGUUCCAUUCAGCGAUCAGACAUCUAAGGCACUCUGUGCAACAUUAGGAUACGGGUAUAGUAAUCGUUGAGCUAUUUUCAACAAUGAUAGAAAAAAAUGUUGACUUCUAGUUUCAUGGAAGAAUUUUUGAUUUACAGACGGAGUUAUAAAUAUAUAUAUAAAAUGAAAAUUGUGUUCAUGAUUCAUUGUAACGCUGUUAAUAAUAACAUGAACCAAAGAACGCAUGCAGUCCCCAGUAUUCUGUACAAAAUAAUGUUUUUAUAUGUGAAAUGUCCCCACACUAUAAAUAUGUUUGUGAAUAGCUUUAUAAUGACCACUUAAACUUAAUUAUUUCUUUUAUUUUUAUAAAUCUUUUAUUUCAUUUGUGAGGAUCGAGAAUGUCGCUUUUGAAUUAAAAGUAUAAGCGCGAUCUUUUUUUCAU